CUCUGUCCGACCAUUUUCCGCCACCAUGUCCGCCACUCUUACCCAACACUUUGAUGGGUACAUCGACUCUGAUUUUUUCCGUUGUCCAUUGUGCCCCCCCACCGAACAUACACUAUUCUUCUCUGCACGCGCAUUCUCCUUGCAUGGUUCUCACAAACACAAACGGAAAUUUGUCAAUGACUGGAAAUGCUAUGAGUGUGCUCACUCUUUUGCAACUCGCGACGACUUUAUUCACCAUGAUUGUGUCACAUCUUAUGUGGAGCCUCACCUUGUUCGUGUCCCACCUAUCUUGGGCAAGGCACCCGAUUUCCGCCCUAUUGACGACUUUUCCGUUAUCAGCACGGCCAAGGCCUUCAUCUGUCCCUGUUGCCCUCGCCAGUACACUGAGGCCUACUCUUUGCAACGACACCAUCUUCUCAAGCACAAACGAUAUUUGCGGAUCGUUUGGACUUGUCCGUGUCGUUGUGGGUUUGCCACUGUUGAAAAGUUGGAUGUGACCAACCAUGUGAAAUAUGACUGUUCUGUUGGGACUGAUGUUGAUGAUGUUGACCUCGACAACAGUAUCUGCUAUGGUUGUGACCAAUACUUUCCUUCCUGUGAUAUUGUUGCUCAUCGUCAGACACACCCUGGUUUUGUUGAUGCCCUUGCAGGCACAUGGCGUCUCCCUUUUGCUGGAACCGACCUCUCUUCUCUGCACGAAAUUAUUGGUCUUGUUGGUUGGGAUUCUGCUACUGUUACUCAACACCUUCGUCAAAAGCGCAUAUGGAAACAUCCUAAUAUCAUCAGUUCAUUUCUACACACGUCUUCCAACUCACCACAACAGUCUGGCAUUCUCUCUCUUGUUGGCAAUUAUCCGUUUUCUGCAUUGAGUGCGAACGUGGACGUUGGUGUUGAUUAUGAAAACGACUUGGAUGAUACACCUAUUGAGGCUUUUGAUACACCAUUGGGGGCCUUGGAUAACACAACAUCCUCUGUUAUUGACGAUGGGAUUGAGGAUAAUAUUAGCUCUGGGUAUGCAACACCUCUUGCUGUUUCUCCUGCACUACCCCCUCAGCCUUCCCUCAUUUUCUUACUUGGCAAACGUACUCUGAAUGACCGCUCACCUCAACAAACUGGACAUCGAUACACGCGACCACCUGCGAAAACAUUAGCCUCUGUUGCUCAUGAUCCCCAGAUUGCUUCUGCUGCUCCUAUUAUUGUCUCUGCUUCCGAGCAAGCGUCGAAUUUUCUGCGGGGCCUUGACCUUAAACUUCCAUCACUACCUUUUUCUUCACCAUCACCCUCACCAUCACCCCAGAUCUCUCCUCUGCUUCUUGCUUCUUCUGCACCUGUUGGUGAUGUGCUGGCCGAUAUACUUGGUGACGAUGCCACUGACGCUUCUGACACUGCUGACAAUGCGACUGCGCCUGUUGUGGAUAAUUCAAUUAUUGGAGAUACUGCCGAACUUGCACUUUGCAAUGAUGGUGCGCCUGCUACUGUGUUGUCUACUCUUUCUGCUUCACCUCCAUCUUCGCAUUUAUCCUCUUCCUCACAUGAUGUGUCUUCUUCUGCUGUCAAUUGGAACGACUGUUGGAACAUGGACCCUGCUCAUCGUGCUCGUCUUUUUGCAGACCAGGAUCGCCGGAAUUCUGCUGUGGCUGCACAUCCUGUCACGCCUCCACUCGCACUACCUGCCACUUUGACACCCGUAUCUUCAUUGCGUCCUCCACCUGCUCGACGAUUUGCUGCCAUUCACCCACAACGACUUGCGCUGAUGGAAUCGUCUGCUGCAUCAUCUUCACCAAUCGUCACUUUCCCACUUAUUGGUGACUCCAUGCACCCUAGUCGUACUGCUUUGCUGAACUUGGUGAAUGCUGAUGCACCUAUCCUGACCCCCAUUGAUAAUCUCUCGUCUUCUUUGGAUGUUGAUGUGAAUGUUGUUCCACGUCGACGAUCACGUCGUAACAAAUCUGCUGCUGUCCGGCCUGGUCAGGCAUGUGUGCCUGCUGUUCGCCCCAUGACUGUUUCGAUGAUUGAAGCUGCUUUGGACUCAUCUAAUGACGACGAUGAAAAUAAUGAUGACAAUGACAAUGCUGAUGUGGAAGCCAUGGAGAUAUAUGUGGAGAAGGUCGAAACGAAAAAGACUAGACGUGGACGUGGGAAAAAGUCCGAUAGAGCAAAGGGCAAGGCCACAAUACCUGAACCGCCAAUGUUGACUCAUACUCCUGUUUCACCGGCCUCACUUGUGACUGACACUUGCACACCGCCUAUUGGCCCUGCCUUGGAUACACUGCCUGGUUUGUCUCCAUUGUCACCUGCUCGCUGGAUCCAUAAAUGGAUCGUCCGAGUUUCUAAAAGGGAUUUCUCUUUGGAGCUCCUAUCCCUGCUGAAAUCCGUUCCCAAUUCUGGUGCCCUCUCAUCGGGUAGCCAAUAUGCUAAAAUGCGCAAGGCCUAG
Messenger RNA from Phycomyces blakesleeanus NRRL 1555(-), 2434 nucleotides. RefSeq names its product C2H2-type zinc finger transcription factor. Lineage: Eukaryota; Fungi; Mucoromycota; Mucoromycetes; Mucorales; Phycomycetaceae. Bases 26 to 2434 code for a protein of 802 amino acids. The transcript has 2 exons. The record is from RefSeq and is a predicted model, not a curated record.